GACAGUGCUGGCAGUAGUUAAUCAUCAAGGCUCUCGUUUUUUAUGCAAGCGUGGGUAUAAAGGCAGGAGCUUUGCAAUUGCAAACCCUUUCAAUUUGUCUCUCAUGUACAAGAAUUCUUGUUGUUCUCUCUAAACACAACAUCCAAAAAUCCUUCUGUAGAGUUCGUGGGUUUGGCAGCGUAUAUAGCCUCUCUGAGGUGAAAAGCUGAAGGAUUUUGAACAUAACAGAGCUCAAAUUCAAUUAAAGUGUGUUGUUUUCCGAGUGAAAAGGGCUUGAAUGGAGGACAGAGUACUAAAAGUAGCACAGAAUCUCAAAUGGGUCUCUUUCUCUUGCCACUUUUAGUUGGGUUUCUCGAUAUUUCUUUCAGAGGUGGGUUCUGCUAGCUCUGACUAGGGUUUUGAAUGGAGUAUUUAUAGUACUGAAAUCAAUACUCUUUGUUUAGUUAAUUGGCUGCUUCUCUUGAGACUUUCUCAUAUCUCUUGCCUGAACUUCUUUUAUCUGUGCUAUCUUUGUCCUCUGGGGCGGCAUUCCCUUUUGGUACUUCACUCUCAUUUAGUAGCUUUGGAAAUGGUGGCAAUUAUCAUUGUUUGAUCCCUGUUUCAUGUUUUACUACCUGGGUGUUUUUUUGAUUUAGUUUGUUUGCGAAGCCCAUUAAUUGAUGUGGGUCUUUGUCACUUGUUAGUUCCAACAUUUUUCAUUGGCUUCAACCACUUGAACUAUUUCGUUCUUUGUUUGGUUUGAUAAAAUACUUUAAAAGUACUAUUGGGUAUCUUGUGAUCAGAGUCUCAGAGGCAGCUGAAGCUUGUUUGUGAAGUUGUAGUGAAGCAUCUAGCUGGAUACUUGAGUGUGUUCUAUUUUUUUCCCUUGAUUUUUCUCUCAAUUUAGGUGUUUUGGGUUUUUCCAUUGUUGGCUUAUCUAACUGGGGAAUUAGGAUUCUUUGAGGGAUGUUCUCUUCUGAACAUUCAAUUCCAUUUACCAUUGCCAUGUAGAAAAAUUUUCGAUAGAAUCCCAAGAGAAGGUACCGAUUAUUGGCUAAUUUUGACAUUGCUGCCUAAGAAAGAUGGAUGUGAGUGAUAAGGAUAAUUUGGGGCCAGAGAAGAGGGAUGGUAAUUCUACAAACUAUCAGUCACCUAAUCUGCCCUCUGAUGGGGGAUUCGAUGGCGCUAAUCUUUCAAAUACAACUUUGGGUUUAGUUCCGGCUGAUAAUCCCAUGUCAGUCUGCAGAGAAGAUCUUAUUGGACCUUCCUGUUCCUCUGCUUCAGUGCCAGAUUCAUUUGGGCAAACCCUUUGGGAGCAUCCUACCUUCUCACAAAAUCUGGGAUUCUGUGACAUUAACGUCCCAAUCAAUGCAAACCAGUCAAAUACAAUGGGAACUGGAAGAGCAGGUCCUGCCAUUUUUAGAAGUGGUGUUGAUGGAACACUAGAUAUGGACUGGAACGAGCCAAAUUCAGUGUUGAGAGGGGGCAUGUUCCUACCAAAUGCUCCUGGGAUGCUCCCGCAAAGCUUGUCUCAGUUUCCUGCUGAUUCUGCCAGGUUUUCCUGUUUCAAUGGUGGGAAUCUUAAUGAUAUGAUGAGCCCUUUUGGCAUUCCAAAUUCUAUGGGUGUCAAUUCUCGGGGCAGGGGUUUGAUGCAAGGACCACUAGAUGUUUUCUCAGGUGGUGGGUUCAAAUCAGUAUCUUGUAUUAAUCCUCAGAAGAAUGAACCAAAUGUGAAUGAAGCUCCCAAGUACACGUUUUUAUCUGCCAACCACGGUAUUACUGAGGGGAGUCCACUCAAGAAUGAUAGAAGUAGUGAAAGCCUAGAUAGAUCCCAUGACAAAGCAAAACAAGGUGUUGCUGGGUCAGGUAAUGAUUCUGAUGAAGCUGAAUUCAGUGGUGAAGGUGGUCAAGAGGAGGCAACAAUGUUGGAGGGUGCAGCUGGAGAAGCGUCUGCCCAGAGAAUCAGCGCAAGGAAGAGGAAAAGAAGUUGGCAGGAUAUGGAGCUUGAUCAACCCAGGGGAGUCCAACAAACUCUUGAAACUAGGAAGGGUAACUCCGAAAUUCAACAGAAGGGAGACCAAAAUCCUACUUUAACUAGCUGUAAGACUGCUGGGAAAAAUGGUAAACAGGGAUCUCAAGCAUCAGAUCCGCCUAAAGAGGAAUAUAUUCAUGUCAGAGCUCGAAGAGGCGAAGCAACAAAUAGCCACAGCCUUGCUGAAAGAGUAAGAAGGGAAAAGAUAAGUGAGAGGAUGCAAUUUCUUCAAGACCUUGUACCUGGUUGCAGCAAGGUCACUGGCAAGGCAGUGAUACUGGAUGAAAUUAUUAACUAUGUGCAAUCACUGCAGAGGCAAGUUGAGUUCUUGUCAAUGAAACUUGGAACUUUGAAUCCAGGACUCGACUUCAGUUUAGAAGGGCUUCUGGCCAAGGAUCAGAUCCUUCAGUCACAAGCUGGUCCUUCUUCGACUUUAGGAUGUCUUCUAGAUAUGCAAAUGUCUUAUCCUCCUCUACAUCCAUCUCAACCAGGGCUUAUUCAAUCUGCUCUCCAUGGCAAUCCUUCUGACAUACUGAGGAGAGCCAUCAAUUCCCAAUCAGUAUCCAUGACUGGAGCAAUCAAGGAGUCCACUCAGCCCAAUGUAUGGGAUGACGAGCUCCACAAUGUUGUCCAGAUGAGUUUAGCAGCCAGUGAUCCCUCAGAUAGUCAAGAUGUAAAUGGGGAUUUAUCAUCAUCUAGCCAUAUGAAAAUCGAACAAUGAUCGUUCAUUUUGCUCUCAAUCUGAUACAGCAUUGAUCGCAGCCACCCUUGUUCGGCCUACUAUCUUAUUCAUGAUGUUCUCUCUUUUGGUGGUUGAGGCUACAGUGCUACACAUACAUACACGUCCAUUCUCAUGGAUUAAGCAAUUACAGGAAACAGAACAGAGCCAGUUUCAACUGUUUCGGGUUUAUUUAAACUUUCCGGGGGGGAGAAGACAAAGACUUCAGAUUGAGUGUAGCGAGGAUUCUCAGAUAUGUACAGUUACAGCAACCUCCAUGUCUUAUUGUUUUGAGCAUUUGCAGACGACUCAUGGCAGUAGAUUUCUUCAUGAUUCUUGAGACAGAAUGUAUGGAGUAGGAUGUGUUAAGGUCACAUAUGACAAUGUACCACAUCAUCUGCUACGGAUGUGCCAUGUAAUUUACAGAGACGUUGCCGGGAACCAUCACAGUGUUGUAAUGAUUAUUUGCUGAUGCUUUGGUGCCCGAUAGGCCAUCACCUUGAUUAUGAAACCAAAAUAUUCUAUAGAAUGUUUUGUACAAAAGUGAUGUCAAAAGUGU
Tripterygium wilfordii is the source of this 3288-nucleotide messenger RNA. Its product is annotated as transcription factor bHLH49-like. The transcript is spliced from 8 exons. Gene Ontology annotation, biological process: regulation of DNA-templated transcription. Gene Ontology annotation, molecular function: DNA-binding transcription factor activity; protein dimerization activity. Bases 1062 to 2732 code for a protein of 556 amino acids. The record is from RefSeq and is a predicted model, not a curated record. Gene Ontology annotation, cellular component: nucleus. NCBI's taxonomy places the organism in Eukaryota, Viridiplantae, Streptophyta, Magnoliopsida, Celastrales, Celastraceae.